Messenger RNA from Erinaceus europaeus (western European hedgehog), 1471 nucleotides. Its product is annotated as PRAME family member 12-like. Gene Ontology annotation, cellular component: cytoplasm. Bases 1 to 1470 code for a protein of 489 amino acids. The transcript has 3 exons. Gene Ontology annotation, biological process: positive regulation of cell population proliferation; negative regulation of apoptotic process; negative regulation of cell differentiation. NCBI's taxonomy places the organism in Eukaryota, Metazoa, Chordata, Mammalia, Eulipotyphla, Erinaceidae. The record is from RefSeq and is a predicted model, not a curated record.
AUGAAUAAGUUGGAGCCACCCAGCCUGCAGAAUCUGGCAAUAGAGAGCCUGGUGAGGAACAAGGAGUUGGCCAUCGAUGCUCUCAAGGCUCUUCCUGCAGCUUUCUUCCCACCCCUCUUCCUGGAAGCCUAUAGGCACGAAUGCCUGGAGAUCCUGAAGGCCAUGGUGCCAGCCUGGCCCUUCCCCUAUCUGCCUCUGGGUGGUCUAGAGCCUAACAUGGUACCCUGGAACCCGAGUGUGAGUGCCGUGUUGGAUGGCAUUGAUGUCCUCCUGGCCCAGAGUGUUGGCCCCAGGAGAUGUAAGCUGCAGGUCCUGGAUUUACGGAAUACUGGUCAGGAGUUCUGGACUGGGAGGACCGGAAUCAAGCUCAGUGGACACUCACCCAGAGUAGAGCCACAGACCUCUCAGUGCUCAAGGAUGAAGAAGCAAAGUCCGUUGCUGGAGAUUUUUACAAGACUUCAUGUCCAUGAUUGGUGCCCUGAUUCUUUCUCCUCCUACCUCCUGGAGUGGGUGAAGAAGAGGAAAGCUGUACAUGUGUGUUUUGUGAAAGUGACAAUUGUGUCAGUACUCUCGUCGAGCUGUAGGUUUCAGUAUGCAGAGCUGUUGUGUAUCAAGGAGUUGGAAGUCUACAACACUUGGACACUCCCUACCCUGAAAAUGUUUGCUCAUCUGAUGGGAAAGAUGAAAAAUUUGAAGAAACUCACUCUCCGCAUCCACACUCCUGCUGCAACCACCCACGAAGAGCUUGAGCUUGGAAGACGGUGUGUUUCCCAGUUCACCUCUCAGUUUCUGCACCUAAGACACCUCACAGAGUUGUAUCUUCAGUCUCCCUCAUUCCUGCAGGGCCAUCUGGAACAGCUCCUCAGGAGGCUUGUCACCCCCCUGGAGAUCUUGUCACUCACUAACUGCACAUUAACAGAAGGAGACUUGGUACAUCUGUUCCAGAGCCCACACAUAAGUCACCUGAAGGAACUGUGUCUGAGAGGAGUCCCCCUGACCUCUGUCAGUAAUCCCCUGAGAGCUCUGCUGGAGGUAAAUGCAGCCACCCUCCAGCACCUGGACCUGGGUCUGUGUGGCCUCCAGGACCCCCAGCUUGAGGCCCUGCUCCCUGCCCUGAGCAGCUGCUCCCAGCUCAACUCCCUCAGCCUGCAUGGGAACCGCCUGUCCAUGGCCACCCUGGAGAAGCUGCUGCGCUGCACCUCGGGCCUCAGAAGGUUGAGAAAAGAGAUCUAUCCGGCCCCUCUGGAAAGUUUCAGCUCCCAAGGGACUCUCCUCCCUGAAAUAUUUGAUGUGCUUUGUUCUCAAUUUUUAAGGGUCUUGAGAGAUAUAGGCUGCCCCAGGACCAUCUUGGUGAGCCCUAAACCCUGUCUUUCCGGAAUGCUGAUGUUAGGGAACUGGGUUGUGACAGUAUCCUGCAGUAACUGCCUACAUCACUCUAAGAAGCUGUCCUUUGGGCUCUCAGAAAACUGAA